GACCUCUAGUCAGGGCUCUUCGCCUUUAAAGGACACGCACUUCCUCCUCGCUCAAAAGCCGACGAGACGAUGACGAGCGAAGACGAGAAGCGGAAGAAGAAUAAGAAGAAGAAGCCCAGAAAGGAUAAAUGGGGCCAACCGCUACCGUGCGCCGCGGCGGAAGAACGCUACAACGACGACAACAACGACAACGAAUCGAAAACACCUGCAGCAGAAACAGAAGAAGAGGAGGAGCGACAGCAAAAGCGAUUCGCCAACACCACCAGCUACGAAACCCAGACACUCUCUCCCUCUCACUCAAAAGAAGACGUGACGAUCACGAGCGAAGAUGAGAAGAGGAAGAAGAAGAAGAAGAAGCCCAGAAAGGAUAAAUGGGGCCAGCUGCUACCGUCCGCCGCGGCGGAAGAACGCCACAACGACAACGAAUCCAACUACUACAACGAAUCGACUUUACCUGCAGCAGAAAGAGAAGAAGAGGAGGAGCGACAGCCAAAGCAAUACGCCAACGCCACCAGCUACGAAACCCACAAGGUGGUGCUGAGCGGGAUGCCAUACACCACUACGGAAGAAGAUAUUCGGGAACUGUUCAAAGACAUGGGCUCCAUCUCUCAGCUCCAGCUCUCAAGAUUCCCUGAUUCUGGAAACUUCCGAGGCCUCGCAUUCCUCACCUUUGCGACUGAAGAAAUGGCAACAAAUGCUCUCGAACUUGACGGUACAAAAAUGGGAAAUAGGUUCGUGAAAAUUGAGCAAUGCCGCCUAGAUCCUGAAAGGAAGAGAAAGAGUGAGUUUCUCGAUGAACCCAAGAAGGCAGAUGGAUGCUUGUCUGCAUACAUUGGCAACCUCUCAUGGGAUGUUACAGAAGAUGACAUAAGAGACUGUUUCAAAGAAAGCAAGAUCACUUCCAUAAGAUUCGCUGUGGAUAAGAAGACGGGGACAUUUCGUGGUUUUGGGCACAUAGACUUUGAAGAUGACGAAUCACUAGAGGAAGCCAUGAAGAAAAACCAGGUAGAAUUGAAUGGCCGACCCAUGAAAAUCGCAUAUGCGGUUAAGUAAUAGGAACCGAACUAGCAUUUGGACUUUACAUAAUGGAUCAGAUCAGGAAUAUUUACAUUCUACCAGUGAUACAAACAAAGAUGGACAAUCAUUUCCUUCUGUUUUACUGCUAUUUUAUUUUAUGACGUUUAAAAUCAUAACAUGCAUUAUGUUCGAAGUAUUUUUCAGGUAAAAACAAUCCUGAGAUACUAAUUACAUCCAAUAGUUUUAGUUCUAUUAUCUCAAAAUUUUCACUUCUUCAGUUUUGUUUUAAACGAAUGCAUCGAUUGUAUUAUUGAAUGAGACAUUGAUUUUGUGCACUAUCUAAACUCUUGUACUAAAGGAACCAUGGUUUCUUGUUGUGGGAAGAAUGCUUGCUUGAUUUCA
Molecule: messenger RNA, 1419 nt
Organism: Magnolia sinica
Lineage: Eukaryota; Viridiplantae; Streptophyta; Magnoliopsida; Magnoliales; Magnoliaceae
Product: phragmoplastin interacting protein 1-like
Exons: 3
Coding region: 70-1053 (327 amino acids)
Molecular function (GO): RNA binding
Source: RefSeq, a predicted model, not a curated record